Saimiri boliviensis boliviensis (Bolivian squirrel monkey) is the source of this 484-nucleotide messenger RNA. NCBI's taxonomy places the organism in Eukaryota, Metazoa, Chordata, Mammalia, Primates, Cebidae. The record is from RefSeq and is a predicted model, not a curated record.
CCUGGUCCCUCUGCCAUCAUGCCGAUGUUCAUCGUAAACACCAACAUGACCCGGGCCUCUGUGCCGGAUGGGUUCCUCUCCAAGCUCACCCAACAGCUGGCGCAGGCCACCGGCAAGCCGCCCCAGUACAUCGUGGUGCACGUGGUCCCGGACCAGCUCAGGGCCUUCGGUGGCUCCAACGAGCCCUGCGCGCUCUGCAGCCUGCACAGCAUCUGCAAGACUGGCGGCAUGCAGAACCACUCCUACAGCAAGUUGCUGUGUGGCCUGCUGGCCGAACGCCUGCGCAACAGCCCGGACAGGGUCUACAUCAACUAUUAAGACAUGAACGCGGCAAACGUGGGCUGGAACAACUCCACCUUGGCUAAGAGUCGCGCUCAGCCUCUCCCCGCUGUCUGCAGUGGCCCGACCCAGGAACCCGCCUCACCCUGUAUUCUAGGCCCGCCCGCCUCCACCUUCUGGUGGGGAGAAAUAAACGGUUUAGAGA